AUGACCAGCCCUGACCCUGCGUACAGAGAAAAACUGCUUUCAGAUAUGCCAUCUCCCAGUGUCAGCCGUAAUGGACAUGACACUCUUCGGAUUGAAAAGAUGCCACGCACAUGCGGAAGGUCCAUUAACGUGCCUUCAGUCGAUUCGAUCAUAAGGCAAAGCCAGCUGCAGAGGAGAAACGUCGUAAACGUCCGUAUUUUUGGAGGCGAAGAAUCCGCGCCGAACAGCUGGCCUUGGCAAGUGGGCUUGUCGUUCAUGAACCAGAUUAUUUGCGGAGGCACGAUGAUUGGCACGCGACAGGUGCUGACAGCCAGUCACUGCUUCCAGCACUCAAAAAAUCGAAAGUACUACAAAGUGAUAAUUGGCCUGCACGACAGGCUGUCAAAAAAAUUUGACUCAGUGACGAUUUCGAACAUUACUGAAUACCCUGACUUCGGUAAGCCACUGGCGGCCAGCAACGACAUCGCUCUUCUUACGCUGUCCGAAGAUGUGACGUCGUUUAGUCAAACAGUGACCACUGCAUGUCUUCCAAAAUCAGAAAUCGCUGCGGGGCAACCGUGCAUUGUUACAGGCUGGGGUCUACUCAACGGUAACCGUAAACUACAGUAA
Soboliphyme baturini is the source of this 609-nucleotide messenger RNA. Lineage: Eukaryota; Metazoa; Nematoda; Enoplea; Dioctophymatida; Soboliphymatidae. The record is from the annotation of a GenBank genome assembly.